Messenger RNA from Trichechus manatus latirostris (Florida manatee), 1425 nucleotides. RefSeq names its product GDP-mannose 4,6-dehydratase (gene GMDS). The coding region runs from base 13 to 1131 and encodes 372 amino acids. Gene Ontology annotation, biological process: GDP-mannose metabolic process. The transcript is spliced from 11 exons. The record is from RefSeq and is a predicted model, not a curated record. Gene Ontology annotation, cellular component: cytoplasm. Gene Ontology annotation, molecular function: GDP-mannose 4,6-dehydratase activity. NCBI's taxonomy places the organism in Eukaryota, Metazoa, Chordata, Mammalia, Sirenia, Trichechidae.
GCCUGCGAGGACAUGGCACACGCGCGUGGAGGCUGUCCUAGCGCCCGGGGCUCCGGAGAUGGCGAGACCGUCAGGUCCAGGAAGGUGGCGCUCAUCACUGGUAUCACAGGGCAGGAUGGUUCAUACUUGGCCGAGUUCCUGCUGGAUAAAGGCUACGAGGUCCAUGGAAUUGUCCGGCGAUCCAGUUCAUUCAAUACAGGUCGAAUUGAACAUCUGUAUAAGAAUCCCCAGGCUCAUACUGAAGGAAACAUGAAGCUGCACUAUGGUGACCUUACAGACAGUACCUGCCUUGUGAAGAUCAUCAAUGAAGUGAAGCCCACUGAAAUCUACAACCUGGGUGCCCAGAGCCACGUCAAAAUUUCUUUUGACCUCGCUGAAUACACCGCAGAUGUUGAUGGCGUUGGCACUUUGCGGCUUCUGGAUGCAGUGAAGACCUGCGGCCUUAUCAGCUCUGUGAGGUUCUACCAAGCCUCAACAAGUGAACUUUAUGGGAAAGUGCAAGAAAUUCCACAGAAGGAGACCACCCCCUUCUAUCCCCGGUCACCCUAUGGGGCGGCAAAACUCUAUGCCUAUUGGAUUGUGGUGAACUUCCGUGAGGCAUAUAAUCUCUUUGCAGUGAAUGGCAUUCUCUUCAAUCAUGAGAGUCCCCGAAGAGGAGCUAAUUUUGUUACACGAAAAAUCAGCCGGUCAGUAGCUAAGAUUUACCUUGGACAACUGGAGUGCUUCAGUUUGGGAAAUCUGGAUGCCAAGAGAGAUUGGGGCCACGCCAAGGACUAUGUUAAGGCUAUGUGGCUGAUGUUGCAGAACGAUGAGCCAGAGGACUUUGUCAUAGCCACUGGGGAAGUCCAUAGUGUCCGGGAAUUUGUAGAAAAAUCAUUUCUGCGCAUUGGAAAAACCAUUGUGUGGGAAGGAAAGAAUGAAAAUGAAGUGGGCAGAUGUAAAGAGACCGGCAAGAUCCACGUGACUGUAGAUCUCAAAUACUACCGACCCACCGAAGUGGACUUUCUGCAGGGAGACUGCUCUAAAGCCAAGCAGAAGCUCAGCUGGCAGCCCCAAGUCACUUUUGAUGAGUUGGUGCGGGAGAUGGUGGAUGCCGACGUGGAGCUCAUGAGGAACAACCCCAACGCCUGAGGCCCUGGCGGAGCCCCACGACCCCGCCGCCUCAGGCUGGCUCUUCGGCAUCGACACCGUGUGCUGCCGUCUGUGUACCCUCCCUGCCGAGUUUGUGGCAGCCGGGACGCGAUGAUCAGUCCUGCUUUCCCUUCGUGGAAGCCUCCUCUGAAUGGUUUUGUGAAAUCAAGAUGAUUUAAUCACAUAUUCAUUUCACUUGAAAGUAUAUCGUUAGACAGUUGAAAUUGUGGGGCCUUCAAAUUGUGUUUCUCUUUUCUUAUUAAACAUGAUCUUUUUAUGAACAGCAUUAACUGA